AUGGAAACGUGGAGCGGCGCGCGCGCCGGGCCGGGCGGCGAGGCCACGCUGCAGGGGCUGCGCGCCGCCACCAACUACUCCGUGUGGGUGCGUGCGCGCGCCGCCGCCGGGCCCGGCCCGCCCGCGCCGCCCGUCUACUGCGCCACCGCCGACGACGUGCCCGAGCCCGUGCAGCACGUGCGCGCGCUGCCGGCCGGCGCGGCCGCCGUGCGCGUCACGUGGCUGUCGCCGGCCGCCGCGCACCUCACGCACUACACCCUGUACACGCGGGAGCUCGGCAAAGUGGGCGGUGAGUGGGCGCAGCGCGUGGAGGCCGCGGCGCCGGAGAGCACGCUGGGCGGCGCCCUGGAGCAGUGGCGCGAGGUGCGCGGCCUGCGCGAGCGCACCGUGUACGAGUUCUGGCUGCGCGCCGCGUCGGCCGCCGGCGCCGGCGCGCCCAGCCGCCCCGUCACGGCCGCGCCCGCUCCCUCACUGAUGGCCAGGAUAUCGUCGUUCAGUCGCGUGGUGGUCGCAGCUCUCGGGUCGCGCGUGCGGUUGCGCUGCGCGGCGGUCGGGGCUCUGCCGCUACGCUGGCGCUGGUCGCCGCUGCCCGGCGCACACACGGUCACUGACGACGGGGAUCUCAUCAUACACAAGGUGGAGGCGGCGGCGAGCGGCAACUACACGUGCGAGGUGCGCAACGCACUGGGCUCGGACGCGCUGGGCGUGGCGCUGUCGGUGCGCGCGCCGCCCGCCGCGCCCGCGCCGCGCCUGCGCAGCGCCGCCGCGCACGAGCUGCGCCUCGCCUGGGACCCGCCGCACGACGGCGGCGCGCACAUACUCGGUAACACGAGCCUAAUCAACUUCUAAAUCGGCCAACACGCUU
This is a messenger RNA of Helicoverpa zea (corn earworm), 865 nucleotides long. RefSeq names its product Down syndrome cell adhesion molecule-like protein Dscam2. The record is from RefSeq and is a predicted model, not a curated record. Lineage: Eukaryota; Metazoa; Arthropoda; Insecta; Lepidoptera; Noctuidae. Gene Ontology annotation, biological process: axon guidance; cell-cell adhesion. The coding region runs from base 1 to 849 and encodes 282 amino acids. The transcript has 6 exons. Gene Ontology annotation, cellular component: plasma membrane; axon. Gene Ontology annotation, molecular function: protein binding.